Messenger RNA from Linum tenue, 2003 nucleotides. The record is from the annotation of a GenBank genome assembly. NCBI's taxonomy places the organism in Eukaryota, Viridiplantae, Streptophyta, Magnoliopsida, Malpighiales, Linaceae.
AAGUGCAAACCGUUAUAGAACAGUAAACCGUCCCCCAUUGCGGCCUAAAAUCUUGCCCUCUCUCUCUCUCUCCCUCCCUAUUUCUCUGCGAAUCUCCCCAAGUCUUAUCUUCCCCCCUCCUUCUCGUCCUCCAAUUUUCCAUUUCUGAGUCUCAGUUUCUUUCGCCAGUCAACCUCCAUUCUUCUCUCCCUCAAUCGCUAAAUCAUGGGGGUCGUGCAGUUAAGAUACUGAUCACCACAAUAAUGUCCGCGCCACAUUUUUCUCUCUUGUUUCGUGCUUAUUCCCGGAGCCUGUAAGAGAGAGGGCGAGAGAGAGAGAGAGAGAGAGAGACUUGAUAACUACCAAAAACAGGGGAGGGAUCGUUCUCAGUGAGGCAUUCUAACAAACACCUUCAAUGGCCGACGAUCUUCUCUGUCACGAGGACAUCUUCCUCGCUGCCUCCACCCCAUCUCAAGGCGGAGCAGCGGCGGCAGAACCACCGUCCGGCGGCGACGGAGAUGUGUUAACGGAAGUGAGGUCAAAGUACGAAAUCGGGGGCGACGGGGAUGAGGAGUUCGUAAGAUUCUUGGUGGAGAAAGAGACUGCUCAUGGGUACGGAGUCGGUCAAAGUGUGGAUUUCGACGUAUGGGUCAGCGGCGUUCGUACCGAAGCCAUCGAUUGGUUUUUCAAUACGAGAGCUUCACUUGGCCUCCGCUGGAAAACGGCGCAUCUCUCUGUCACUCACUUCGAUCGCUUCUUGUCAAAAUUCGUCAUCGAGCCGCAUCGGAUAUGGGUGGCGCGGCUUCUGCAGUUAGCGUGCUUGUCAUUAGCCGCGAAGAUGGAAGAGACAGAUUCGCCAUCUCUUUCUCUGCCUUCGUAUCAAGUCCAGGGUUGGAGUUUCGGAUACGAAGCAAUCGCGAGAAUGGAGUUCCAAGUGCUGACGAAAUUAGGAUUCAGAUUGAACACUCCAUCGCCUUUCGAUUACAUCCCCUGUUUCCUAAUCAAGGCAGUCGAAGUUUGCCCACCGAUGGAAACCGUGUCGAGGAUUACGAAAUUAAUCUUGGCACUAACAAGGGUUGUAAACUUGAGAAACCAUCGGCCGUCUUCAAUAGCAAUUGCUGCAAUCAUGGCGGCAUUGGAUCAGAACAUGGAAGCAGAUCCACUAAUGGGUCGACUGAAUACAUUCGCUUAUGCGCAUUUGCUCGACAUUGGGAAUGUGGUAGAGUGUUAUGAUCUGAUGAAGAAUCUGGAUAGGGAAGAUAGAGCAGAAAUCCCUGUGGUUUCUCCUGAUGUUUCUCCGGCGAGAUUUGAUGGUUCAUCAUCAUCGGCGGCGGAUUACUUGGGUAAUGUCAAGAGAAGGAGGCUGGAUUUUGAUAGGCCACCUGAUCGUCCCCCGGAUCUACUAUAAACACCUGACAAAUUCUUUUGAUUUGUCUAAAAAUUUGAUUCUUUUUUUUUUUUGUUUUUUUCUUCAUCUCUGGGGAAGAUUUUGAUUCAUAGCUUCUGUAAAUGGGUUUUUUUUUCCUUCAUUACUUGGAUUCAAGUUCACGAGGACAUGAUCCAUAUUGUUGGUGAGAUUGGAAAUUGCCUCGUUAUAAUCAGUAGGAGGCAGUACUUAGAUUGAGAACUCGCAGCAGAGUAUGAAGUAUGCAGGGCAGAGGAGAAGGGAGAAGGCCAGAAGCUCUGUUCUUGUGAACUGUAAAGUGAGGAAGCCAAGUUUGCAGCAACAUUCUUCUUACUCACUGGUUACUACAUUGAGUAGUAGGGUUUUAGUUUGGAAUUAGGUUGUUCUUUUUGGCUUGGGAAAUAACUUUGGAUGGCCAUUUUCUUCUGUUUAAAUGGGUAGCUUUCUUUUUGUUUGAAAGCCCUUUACUUUAGCUGGGGGAUGCUUGGGGAAAGGGUUUCUUUUGUUGUUGGUGUUUGGGAAAGGCUGAUUGCAUUUUGGUAGUGAGAGUUGGGAAAGAAAACACUAGAAAAGAUGACUGGGGAAAGAAAGAAAGAAAUGAAAAGAAAAGAGCUUUCCC